This is a messenger RNA of Thalassophryne amazonica, 516 nucleotides long. It is a transcript of the gene atp5mg, whose product is annotated as ATP synthase, H+ transporting, mitochondrial F0 complex, subunit g. The coding region runs from base 30 to 422 and encodes 130 amino acids. Lineage: Eukaryota; Metazoa; Chordata; Actinopteri; Batrachoidiformes; Batrachoididae. The transcript is spliced from 3 exons. Gene Ontology annotation, biological process: proton motive force-driven ATP synthesis. Gene Ontology annotation, molecular function: proton transmembrane transporter activity. The record is from RefSeq and is a predicted model, not a curated record.
AAGCAGGAUGUUUCCGUGCAGGCAGUUGAAUGGUCAGCUGCCGGGUCCUUCGCCUGGAGGUGACAUUCAUAAAGCGGCUAGAAGGAGCGGAGCAGAUUAGCAUCACAAACAUGGCACAAGCACUGCAAAAAAUUGUGGCUAAAGUACCCGGUAUGGUUCGAGCCACUGUCAACUACUCCAAACCUCGGUUAUCAACCUUCUGGUACUAUGCCCGUGUUGAACUGGUCCCUCCGACCCCUGCUGAGGUCCCCAAAGCCAUCGAGGAAGCCAAGAACCUGGUCAAAGCUUUCCAGGCAGGAAGGUUCCGUCAAACCACAGUGAAGGAUGCAAUACGGAAUGGACUGGUGGCCACUGAAGUAUUGAUGUGGUUCUAUAUUGGAGAAUGCAUUGGCAAAGGUGGCAUUAUUGGCUACAAUGUAUGAAUUUAGGACUUUUUUUCCCCUGAGUUUUUGCGGUCAAGUUCAUGCAUACUUCAUGGGAUCUAAUAAACAAAUGUCUAUUGGUUUAAAAAAAAAA